UGAUCAGAGAGAGAGAGAGGGAGAAGCUAAACACACUUACACACACACAUACACUGUGUUAUUUAUAUUAGAUUAUGUUAUAUGAUUUCACGGAGACGCGCGCGGGAGAUACAUUACAGCGCGUGCACCCAGACUGAGAGAGAAACAGAGAGAGAGAGGAGUGUUGUGUAUGUGUGUGUUUUUGUAUAAUAUUCCUCCGUAUUUCUUAUUUUCAUGACUCCAGAUCGUCUUGGUUUUUCCGUGGACAUCAUCUGGACUGGAUUCGGACUUAUUCGUGUAGCUUUUUGCCCAUAAGGAGAGUCUGAGAGGAGGCUGUGAGCAUGCUGAAGCAGUAGCACCGGUGUUCUCGGAUAUUAACAUCUAUUAUUUUAUAUUUUUAUCAACACCAUACUGAAGAGACGCUGGCUUUUGUUUUGCUUUGGACACCUAGAAGAUUUCCACAAGGUCACAAGCCCUGCACGUUGUAGAUAAUAUUGUUGUUAUUGCUGAUUUCUGGUACACAGAGAGCUAGCCCUGGGGUUUUAUUUUCCGCCUUCUACAACUGUCUGAGGAGAAGCAUGGACAUGAUACAAGAGUAACUUUGGUUCUGAAUUUGGCUGUUCAUACAGUGAAGCAAUUAAAAAGACAAAAAAAAACAACAACCAGGCUCUUAGCCCGUCAUUUCUGUGGUUCCUGAUGCUCAGCGUGGACUCUUGCCGCUUCGCUGCAGGAUGGAUGGUGUGGAUCUGACGCUUCUCGUCUGUCGCCAUACGCGCUUGCUGAUCUGUGACUGUAUCCUGUUCUUUUACGUUUAUAAAAGAACUCCUCCUCUUUUAGGCUCAAGCCCUACGGAGAGUACCCAUAACUGUUUAUAAGGAACACGCAAAAUCAUACGAGGCUCUUACACAGACUCGUAUCUUGCUGUUGUUUUUCCCCUCCAGGACGUUUACCUUUAGGAUUUAUUCCUGAUAUUAUUAUUUAUUUAUUAUUUCAAGACUUCGCUUGUGUAACUGGAGUGAAGAUGUCUGACAACCCUGACGAUAGCAAGGAGUUUCUGGCUCCUCCACCUAAAAAUGUGAAUGCCCCUGGCUCGGACUCGAUGCUGGGCGAGAAGCUCGGUGUUGAGGUCCGACACCGCCGCCACACCAUGGACAAAGAUCUCAAAACAGCAGAGCACAGAUUUUUUCGCCGGAGCGUCAUUUGCGACUCUAAUGUCACAGCGCUUGACCUCCCGAGCAAAGCCUGCAUCCCUACGUCUCUUCCAGACUGCGAGUCACCUGCAGGCUCUUCGGGCUUGAGUUUGGCUCCUGGAGGAGCUCCGGAGAUCUGUACCGCCGUUGUAGCAGAGGAGCAUGUGGAGGAAGCAGUCGAAGCAGGCGGACCUGUUAGCAGCGAUCGCACAGACAAGCCGAUCCUGUGUGAGCACGAAUCCGGUACUUGGGUUCAGAGCAAGAGUCCCGCACAGCCCGAAGUGACAAGCACGCCAGAGCGCGGGAAUGAAGCGGCGGAGAAAUACGAGGAGGAAAAGGAGGCGGCAAAGGCUCGCGUGGAAGCCGAGCAACGAGAGGUGGAGAAGAAGGUGCGGGAGGAGGAAGAGGUAGAGACAAAAGCUGUAGGGACGUCGCCGGACGGCCGCUUCCUGAAAUUUGACAUCGAGAUCGGACGCGGUUCUUUCAAAACCGUCUACAAGGGCCUGGAUACCGAGACAACGGUGGAAGUAGCGUGGUGCGAGCUUCAGGACCGGAAGCUGUCCAAGUCUGAGCGUCAGCGCUUCAAAGAAGAGGCCGGCAUGCUGAAGGGCCUGCAGCACCCCAACAUCGUGCGCUUCUACGACUCGUGGGAAUCCCCCUCGAAAGGCCGCAAGUGCAUCGUACUGGUGACAGAGCUCAUGACGUCGGGCACACUGAAAACAUACCUGAAGCGAUUCAAGGUGAUGAAGAUCAAGGUCCUGAGGAGCUGGUGCCGUCAGAUCCUGAAGGGCCUUCACUUCCUCCACACCAGGACUCCUCCCAUCAUCCACCGGGACCUGAAGUGCGACAACAUCUUCAUCACGGGUCCCACCGGCUCCGUAAAGAUUGGCGACCUGGGCCUGGCCACUCUGAAGUGCUCUUCUUUUGCUAAGAGCGUUAUAGGUACCCCUGAGUUCAUGGCGCCUGAGAUGUAUGAGGAGAAGUAUGACGAGUCUGUGGACGUGUACGCCUUUGGGAUGUGCAUGUUGGAGAUGGCUACAUCAGAGUACCCAUACUCAGAAUGCCAGAACCCAGCGCAAAUCUACCGGAGGGUCACCAGCGGUGUGAAACCGAGUAGCUUCGAUAAGGUGGCCAUACCCGAAGUGAAGGAGAUCAUCGAAGGUUGCAUUCGACAGAACAAAGAUGAAAGAUAUGCCAUCAAAGUCCUGCUAAACCAUGCCUUCUUCCAAGAGGAGACAGGAGUGCGAGUGGAACUGGCUGAGGAGGACGAUGGGGAAAUGGUCGCCAUCAAGCUCUGGCUGCGCAUCGAAGACGCCAAAAAGCUGAAAGGCAAAUAUAAAGACAAUGAAGCUAUUGAGUUCUCCUUCGACCUCCAUAAGGAUGUCCCCGAAGAUGUGGCCCAAGAAAUGGUCGAGUCGGGAUACGUGUGCGAGGCUGACCACAAGACCAUGGCCAAGGCCAUCAAAGACCGCGUAUCACUGAUCUGCCGUAAACGAGAACAGAUAAAGUUGGUGCGAGAGGAGCAGGAGAAGCGCAAACAGGAAGCUGAUCAGCAGCAACAGCUGAGCGAGUCUCAGAAGGCCUUACAUUUCGGACCUCCAGGAACACCAGGAGCCACUCAGACUCCGUGCAGCCUCCAGCCGCCCACUCCAGGCCCUGGACAGUUCGAACCAGAGGAGUUUGAAACAGACCAACUCCAACAGCUGCAGUACCAGCAAGCUGAAUCUACGAUGGACAGCGGACAGGGUUCAUCCAUCUUCUCAGAGUGUCAGCUCACCAUGUCUUAUAGUUCUCCUGCGGCAUCUCAUCAGACCCCCCAGCACCACCAGCAGCAGCAGCCUGCGCAGCCCUCCUACCCCACUGCCUCACAAACGACCCAGCAGCACCCAGCGUUCCCCCCACAGCCCAUGCCUCAGUCUCUGGUUCAGCCAUAUGGCGGUGGAGGGGGCUCGGGUGUGUGCGACCCGCCGCUCUCUUUCCCCUCCAUCCCCGAGCGGCCGGUCUCCUUCUCCCCGCCGCCGUCCUGCACCCCUAAAGGCUUCAACGUGCAGCGCCGCAGGAGCACCUCCAUCUUAGAGGCCCAUACGCGCCACUUUCAGCCCGCGUACCGCAGCUACGGGAGCAGCCUCCACCCGUUUUCUAGUAUGGACGCUCACGAGCCGUCGCACUUCCUGCUGCCGAACGUAGCGGCUCAUAGACUGGCCGAGAACAUGCAGGCCUCGACCGAGUCCUUACACAGCUACAAAGACAUGCGAAUGGAGCAGGAGGAAGUUGUGCGUAGACUAAGUCUCAACCAGGCCGUUCUGCUGGAUCACCUGGAAGCCAUGGCGUACAGUGGAUACCCGAUAACGGCACAACAGCUUAACCAGAUCACCCUCCACCAGCAAAUGCAGGCUGCUGCUGCUGCAAACCUGGCAUACGAGAGCCCUCAGCCCAGCCCAGGCUACCUGCACGCACACGUCCCGAGCCUGAUGCGACCUGUCUCUCAGACAGCACCCGUUAGCAUGGCCCAAGAACCCUGCUACCAGCCUCACCCGUCAUUUCCUCAUUCUGCCCCACCAGUGCUGGCGCACACGCCCGACCCUGCCACCGCUUUCGAGUUCCAAUUGCACAACCUCCAAACAGAACCAGGAGUGCUGGCUGCUGCUAGACUGUACCGAGCCCGGCGUGGCUCUAUGGAGCUCACGCUCGACGAGGCAUCAGGAAACACGGGCCCGUGCAGUCGGCUGCAGCCCGUCACAGAGGAGCUGGGGAGCUACACGAGCCCGGAGAUGCCGCUGCCUCCAGGAAGCCUGCUGUUGCUUCAUGCUCAAAAAGAGCGCAGCCCGGAUCCUUCCAGCGACUCGGUGGCCUCAUCCGACACCGGAGACUUUCACUCGCCACCUCUACCACAUGCGGGACGCACAGGUCUGGACGCCUCGCUCGCUCAGUCCAUUCCCCAGACAUCGACGCAGAUUUAUACGCCCGACAGAGGAAGCGGAACAUGCGAAGGCCAUCCCCCCACUCACCACUCUUACCUGUUCGUCCCUCCGUCUGAGCCGUCCAGCUCUCAUGUCAGCACUCUGCAGAGCGCCUGGGCCCGACAAACAAGCGUCCAGCCCGAGCAUAGCUUCCACGAGCCUGCUCUGAGCCUACAGGGUUCUGCUUUGCAGAUUCCGCCUUCGCAGCCCAGUACGGCUCUUCCCAUGGUCCCCACCAACAUCCAGGCCACACCCUGGAGCGAAGCAGUCAAUCCACAGUAUGGAGGUUACUACAUCCCAGCAGUCCCUUCGCAGGUGGUUCCUCAGCAGGUGUCUCUGAGCGCUCAGCAGCCCAGUGUCCCGUUUCCUCCACAGCAGCAGCAGCAGCAGCCUCCUCCACCACAGCCUGCCUGCUCAGGCCUCGCCCAAACACUCAUCCAGCCAGGGUCUCCUGCCGCACAGCAGUUUGUUAGUGAGUCGAGUCCUCGGGUUGUGUCCCCGUCGCAGUGCGUGGAGCGUCUGUUCUUCCAAUACCAGGCAGCUCUGGUGCAGGUAGCCCUUCUGGGUCCUUCGUCGCCCCCUCCGAUCCAGCCCAUCCAGACUCCAGAUCUCUCGCCCUUCAUCCAACCGAUCAUCACACUUACCCCACUGCCCCUCUCCUAUCUCCCCCAGCCGUCUGUGCCUGGCCUGGGCCUCGUGCCUUCUGUAUCAGUGCCCGCUCAGCCGCUCCCACUAACAGUGGUCCAGGGACAGCAGCCGCUCCUUGUGGUGGCUUCAUCAGUUCCCUCCUCCCCAGCACCAGGAGCCGUACCAUCUGCAUCUCCCUCGGCACUGCUCACUGCGCCAUCGCAGCCCCAUAAGAUGCUUCCUCAUCUGCCACUCGCGACCACUGUGCCAACAAUCUGUGUGGCAACUGUUACCACUCCUACUGAGCAGCCUGGGUUUGCGCCAGACUCCCCAGCUCAGGCAUCCCAGAUCGGUUCCCAGACUACAGAUAUGUCACAGCUUCAGGCUCCAUCAGUGCCCUGUGGAAUGGAAAGCAGCCACUCUGAUGUGGCGUCUGGAAUGAGUGACGGAAACGAGGGCGUGACUAGCGGCAAACACGAAGGCCGUUCGACCAAAAGGCACCAGCGCAGAUCCGUACGCAGCCGUUCCCGCCACGACAAAAUGAACAAAGCCAAACUUAACGUGCUCAACAUCUCCAACAUGGGCGAUAGGGUUGCUGAGUGCCAGCUGGAAACACACAACAGGAAAAUGGUCACAUUUAAAUUUGAUCUGGAUGGAGAUAAUCCCGAGGAGAUCGCUCAGAUCAUGGUUGAAAGCGGGUUUAUUCUGGAAAGUGAGCGGGAGUCUUUUAUCGAGCAGGUCCGGGAGGUCAUUGAGACCGCAGAUGAAAAAGGUCUUGAACGGGAAGGCAGCCAGACUGGGAGCAAUCCUGAAGAGCAUUUAAGCGCUCCAUACACACCUCUCCAGCCAGAUGUAUGCGCGAGUACAACUACAGAGGUGGUGACCUCGGCAGGACGCAGGUUCUUCGUCAGUCCUGUUCCUGAGUUCAGGCUGAAGGAGCAAUUCUUUAGCGCUGUUCAACCACCUGCUCCUAUUUUUGAGCAGGCUGUAGCACCAGCAGGGCUCGCUGCGAUCGGCCUGUCUCAGUCCGCCUCGUCACUUUCCCUUCAGCAGGCGUUUGCUGAGAUCCGUCAGGGCCAGUAUGACCCUGGGCCGAGCACAGCACCCCCUACUCUCAACACCUCCCUUCCUCCACUGUUACCUGCACUCAGCUCCUUGCCUCCUUCCUCUACUACGAUGCUGUCAUCUCCACCUCUGCCAGCCGAGAUAGCUGGUCCUCCUCUCGCAGCCUCCUCCUUGUCCUCCUCUCCUCCUUCAUCACUCACUCCUGUAGUAAUGUCUCUGCCUCCUCAGAUCCCCCCACUGCCUGUCAGUCAACCCAUUGGCACCAGUAUGAUGCCUCAGCCUUUCCAAGCUCCACCCUGCUCAGCCCCUUCUGGUGUUUUCCCAGUACACACUACUAUCAAUAGCACAGCAGUGCCAAGUAGCAUAGCUCCGCCCUGCCAACAUGCUCCUGUUGUAAGCAAUGUGAUUUCUGUUGGAAUCGCAGAACAACCCAUUGUUGUCUCCAGCGUAGGCCAGAUUACACCUGUCGUUACCCCAAGCACAAUCAUUUCAACCCCUUUGCUCCCCCCUAGUGUCAUCACGUCACUUCCGGUCACCGCCCCGUUGCCACAGGUGCCAGUCAGCAGUAGUGCCCCUGUGGUGCAGCCCACCCUGGUUCACAGCCAGCCACAGCCUUCCACGCUGCCCAAUCAGAGCCAUUCUCACUGUACCGAGUGCGAGAGUGACCCUCAAAGCAAAACCCCAGGCAUCGAUGACAUCCAUGCUCUAGACAAAAAGCUGCGCUCGCUCUUUAUGGACAUGGGCGCAGGUCCUUCUUCCGCCCCAGCUGACGCCGGUGCCGCAGAGCCAGGUGCUCCCAGCGCAUCCUCCCCUACCACAUCCAGCGCCAAUCCUCUUCCUCCUACUAGCUUACCUCUGAGCUCUCCUUUGACCACCCCCGUCACUUGCGCCACCCCUGGCAGCAAAACGCCGUUGUCAAGAUUGCCGGUGUUGCCUGUCGGCUCAGAGCAGGCCGGCACGCCACCCACAGAACAUCCGCCUCUCUUCCCGGGACCUUGUCUAACUCAGUCCCAGCAACCCCUGGAGGAUCUGGAUGCCCAGCUGAGACGAGCUCUAAGUCCUGAGACUGUGUCGGUUAGUGGUGUCACACAUCAGGCCUCUCAUACUGGGAUGCCUGUUGGAGGGCAGGCAGUUCCAUUUUCUCUUGAAGGUGAGCCAGGGGCAAUUCCUUCACCCAGCGGCAUCACGCUGGGCCGAUUUCAGGUGUCGUUAGCAGCCGAUGACCCUUCCGCGCUGCUCCCCACCACCGCCUUUAGUGACUCAACUUCGUCUACCACUUCUUCAUGCACCUCGUCUUCUAAUCUCUCCACUCCUGAAAGCACGCUACACAAGGCUUCUCGUCCUCUGUGUGACUCAGGAUUCGACGUGGUAGACAGUUUGCUCCCCGCACCCCCCAGCCAGUCCACUACAAUCGGCCGCUUCCAGGUCACCACCAAGAGUGAAACUACAGUGGGCCGUUUCUCUGUGAGCCGAGCCCCUGAUGAGCCAAUCGCUCCCGUGCCUGGGGACACAGAGUCUCCUGUGAGACAGCCCCAGAGUCCUCCAGCUGUGGGCAAUGGCCCUGCACUCAGUCCUGAGGCCAAGAGCACGAUAAGCUUGAACAACUCUUUUAACUCUUACUUAAGCAGCGAUAAUGACUCCGAAUUUGAAGACGAGGACUUCAAAAAGGAAAUCAGCAAGCUGCGUGAGAAGCACAUGAUAGAGAGUCAGGCGUUGUACGCUCGUCAGAAGGAGGAGAUUGAUGCUCUUUUCGCCCGAGUUGGCAAAGUCCCACCUCCCAUCAUAAACCCACCCGCGGUCAAUCUGGCUGGCCGAAGGCGCCGACCCACCAAGAGCAAAAGCAGCAAGUCGAGCCGCACGAGUUCUCAGGGCAGUAAGAGCCCAGUGCAGCCUGGGAGCACCACUUUAUCAACUCAGAGUGCCCCCUCGGUGUACCCGACCCAGCAGUCCUUCCCCGCCUCCGGUGGGUUGGCAGAGACCGGGAGCAACCCCCUACUCCAGGCUUUCAAGCCCUCACCCUCCAGCGAUAACCUGUACUCAGCCUACACCAGUGAAGCAACGCUAUCCGCCCCCAGCCUCUGUCUGCCCACGCAUGGCUGUGUAAAGUUCAGCUGUGGGUCGGACAGAGUGACCUUCAAACCAGGUGGCAGAAGGACCCGUUUUCUGAGUACGCCGUGCUUGGCUCUUUGGAAGAUGGUGAAAAAAGUCUGCCCCUGCAACCAACUCUGUAGGACGAACAGCACAAACACAGUGGGAGGCCUGGGGCAGAACCAAACACAGCCUCCUUCCACUGCGUCCCAGAGUCGCAAGGGCACGUUCACAGACGACCUGCACAAGCUGGUGGACAACUGGGCCCGAGACGCCAUGAACCUGUCGCAGGGCAAGAGGGGCUCGAAACCCCAGCAGCAGGCCCCGUCUCAGGGCCACAGCUAUGAGACAAUUCCGUCUGGAAGCCUGGCCCGCAAGUUCUCCGCUCCGGGUCAGCUGUGUCCCAACAUAGCUUCAUCCAUGCCCAACCCUCAUGCUACCUCUCUGGGGGCACGUAAAGGCUCGCUGUGCCCCGUGCCUCAGUACGGCUACACCUCUGCACCUUAUAACGGUCCAUGGGCCAGUGUCUCGGCAGCACACGCUCAGACCCUGGGCCAGUUUUCCGCAGCUCCAGGCGCUCUGCAGGCCUUCCACAUCAACACGUUGCAAAAAUCAGUCAGCAACCCUGGAGGACCUAAUUUAAGGACUACAUAAGGUUGGGUCUAGCCUCCGCUAGGCCAUGAUAGAGAGAGAGAGAGAGAGAGAGCUGGACACAUGAACUGGUGGUGAGGUUGGUGUGAGCUUAGGCACAUGUGUUGCACCUUUCGAAUAAUGGGACCGAGAUAAACCAGGGUUUGUGCACACAAACACAUGAACACAUCUCGUGUGUGAAUGAAUCACUCCUGCACUCUGGUUUACAUGGCAUGAGGUGAAUGCACACUGAUGCAAAGCAGAAAUAAAAUUUAAAAAAUACACACAUAAUGGGAGCAAUGUUAAAGCAGCCAAAGAGGAUGGUGACCUUUUUUCCUAUGUUAAAAAAAAAAAAAAAAACUCAUGAAUGUGUAUAGCGAUGUUGCUCCAUGGUAGCCUGGGAUUAGCUUUCGCUGACUGUUUCACUUUAUUUCACACCCUUUUAGUCAGUCGAGGUCCCUGGAACCAGUCAUGGAAAGGGGUGCGAGUGAGGUAGGAAGGUGAUGCGAUGUGCCCCUUCUCCAUUACAAACUUUCCGGCGUCCUGGUUUCUGCUCCAAUGUUUUGUGAUGCAAUAAUUAUAGAAAUCAAAAUCCCAUAAAAAAAAAAACACACACACACAGAAAGUGGCCUUUAGUAGAGAAAAGAAGUAUUUGUGUACAGCUUCUCUUUUUUAUAUAUAUACACUUAUAUAAUUCGAGGGUGUCGUUUUAAGGUUGUGUGGAUUUUCAUGUGAUCAGAGGCCAUUCAUCCACCCCUGAGAGAUUGGAAUAGGAAGCUCUCGUAAGGAUAAAACUCCUAGCUUGCUUGUAGUACUCAGGCAUGUUCGUUGUCCACCUCCACCUCUCUUCAUUUUCUUCUGAGUUUUAUCUCCUCUAAAAAAUAAUUUAACAAUGUAUACGAUUGCCCCUUUUGCCAUUUGUAAUUGUGCCUCCUGUUAUAAAGGAUAAAUCAACAUAAUUUUACUCUCUGUAAAACCAAAAACUAGUCCUGUAAUCAUUAUUUAGGUUUGUAAAGAGUGACAUGAGAGGCUGGAGGUGAGGUGAGGUGGAGUUAUUUACCCUGAGUGAGGGCGUGGCUGGGUGGGGCGGGCGGGUGCUUGUCUGGCUUGUUCACGCAUUAUACAGGCUGGUGAAGCUUUAAAUCUAUUAGACUUGUUACAGCUUUUAUAAACACGAGCGCAUUAGGGACCUCUUUACGACAGGUUGAUUUUUUUGAAUUGUAAUGUUUAAAUGGGAAAAGUUGUGUUCUGUACGGACCUGUAUUUAUCCAUCAAUUAUUGAUGUUGAAACACUGUGAUUUAUUAUUAAAUGUUGUUGGACAACAUACGUUUAAAGCGACGGUAGAAAAAAAAGGGUGGAAAAGAGGAGGAUUUAUUGCUAUUAGGUAAAAAGGUGAUGUAAGGCUAGCUAUUUACCUUAUUACAAAACUUAUUGGAGACACUUUAACCCCUCCCCCCCCCCUUUGUACUUCUUUUAUUGUAUUAGAUAAAUGUGAAUGUAAAAGACUUUCAAUUAACAUACUUGAAUAACCGCUUUGUUUUUUUUCUCUUUCUCCUCCCCAGUGCCCCUGAACAUAAUAGAGUUUAGGAGUUUCUAGUGCCUUGCAUUCUUUCUUCUCCCCCCUUUAUUUUUGCCAGUUAACGGGCUGUUCUAAUAUACUGUAGGCAAGUGAUUUUGGGGGUGGGUGCCCUUUCUUAUUUCCCCCCCCCCCCACCACCCUUUUUUUUUCUUUGGUUAAGACCAAAAUGAUCUGGUGAUGUAUAGUUUUAACGCAUUACUGUUAGAAUGGGGUUAUAAACUGUUUUAAGUGUUGUCUAGCACAAAAAUAAGGUCAGUGAUGAGCUCUUGACUGGUGGACAUCCCGUAUCCAGUUUCCUGCCCUUUACCCCAUCUUGCAGAUAUUCUCAGAUCAGUUACACCCACUUUCAAGGACCCUUGCGUAGCAUGUAAAACGUUUUUUCACAAGAGUUGUAAAUUCUGUAAGCUACAGCAGAUGGGCAGUCGGUUUCAAAUAAACAAUCGUGUGGUUCCACUGGCAGCGAAGCAACCCGACAUUUGCAUUAAUACCAAAUCAGAGUGUCAUUUAGAGCAUCAGAAAGAGGCAAAAUGUUGGUUUUAGGUUCCAGAUAUCCUUUAAAUGUUUCUUUUUCUGUAAGUAGAUAAUAACGAUCAAGCACAGAUGUUAGCUACGGUGUUUCUAGGUGGAAGGAACCUCCUCAGUUCAUUUGUGGUCUAGUCUACGGCACGACAGCUCAAGAUAGAAAGCGUACAAGUGAUCAACGACUUGAGUGACACAGGGUUAAAUAUGGCUGCCGGUGCGAUCGCAGGGUUGUGAAUGAAGUAAGCAAGCGUACUAUCAAUGAUCAGAGCUACACUGAGUUGUAUAGUGUGUGUGAUUCUGUCCCGUGUUAAGUGAUAGCUUUAUUUUUAUUUUUUCCUUUGCAUAGACGAGCCAUUCGAGUCGGCGCUCACAUGAAGUGCGGUAGUCUUGUGUUGGCGUUGGAAGAUAGGUGUCCAGAUGAGGAAAGUAAGUCGAGUGAAGGCAGUUAGAAGGCAUUGAGAUGAUUUAGAGAGGAACUAAUUAAUCAUACGAGUCCCAGUGUGAGGUUUGUGAUUCUGUCUGCAUCCUAACCAGUAAGUCCAGUUUUGUCAUAGAUGUAACAGGGCAAAUUGUUAAUUAAAACAGAAAGUUAAGUUCAGCAGUGGGACCAGGAAGAGAGUGCAAGUGAGUAGGUGGUACCUCGCCAACACAAGACUGUGCCGUAGUGUCUGAAACAGCGCUGCAUCGCUACUUGCGCUGCCCUUUAUCUCAUACAGUUCUCAGUUUAACGUAGACAUGAUUGCCUUGUGCUGUUCGUGCAGAUCAGUAGCUUGUUUAAAUAAAAAAGGAGCAAUCACGUCGAAACAAACAAAUAGAACAACGUGUUUGUGUAGGUUAGAACUUUUGUGUAGACCCAGUUGGUGAAUGUUUCGCCGCAGAAUCACAAGGCAGCUUUUUAGAAAUCCAUCGAGCGGCAUGAGCAUGUUAAAAUCUACAAGGCAUAGAGCAGUAGAUCCUGUCAUCUAAACUACUGAUCACUGAUAAGACCUGCUAGAUUACUACACACCAUUGCCUUAAAGCUUAGCUGUCUGCGUCUGGUACCAGAAAAGUUCACGUUAAUACAGUCACUUUAUAGAGAACUACACAAUAGAUUAGUAACAGUUUACUCUCUGUGAGUGGCUGCAUUGUACUUUCAGUAUUUAAAAAAAAAAAACAGGUUUUAGCAACUUGGGUUUGUUUUUGUUUAUUUUUUUUUUCCUUUUGUUUUCCCACGUUGUGCUCAGUGCUUUAUCUGUACAUGCAGAACACAGUGCUUAGUUUGGGUUUCGCGAGCAAAUCCAAAUUUUCCUGUUCCGUUAAUUCUGCGAGUGCCAUUCCUACAAGUACAUUUCUCAUGAGUUGAGUCCAAUUUAUUUUUUUUUAUUCCAUAAACCGAGCACCUUGUUUACGGUCAGAAAAGUGAUAUUUAGUAGCUGCAGUGCAGAAUAUGCAAUAUAUCGAAUACUGGGAUACCAUGUCCCUGGUUUACUCCAGUAUUAAGGAGAAUUUACUGAUAAUAAACACGCGUGUUUAUUACUCCAGUAUCACCUUUUUUUUCCGUUUGGAACGUAGACACCGCUACCGUUUUAGGAAAUAACUAUUCUGUUCAAGUCCUUCACUUUCCAACCUGUUCAAAAUGCCGCUUAGCAAAGUGCCAACGUGCAGAAAUGCAGUUCACUGCACCACCUGAUACAUUCAGAUCCUAAUAAACAUGCUGGUCUUUCUGUGAAAAAAGAACUUGCAUGCUAGAUUUGGUCACUAGUGGUAUUCACAACAACAACAACAGUGCUGCAUUCGUUGGAAUUUGUUUGUUUGUUUUUGUUUUUGUUUUCCUACCAUUUUGCCUCCUGUGGAAAGAAAUACAUCCAAACAGUGUGUUUACUUAAUGCUACUGACCUGUCAUUAAGUUAUUGUUUUGUACUACUAUCUGAGUAAUUUUACAAUGUUGUGUUUCUGCCAUUUAGUGACUUCAGUUCAGUGAUUUUUUUU
Clarias gariepinus (North African catfish) is the source of this 12609-nucleotide messenger RNA. RefSeq names its product WNK lysine deficient protein kinase 1b (gene wnk1b). The coding region runs from base 1001 to 8563 and encodes 2520 amino acids. The record is from RefSeq and is a predicted model, not a curated record. NCBI's taxonomy places the organism in Eukaryota, Metazoa, Chordata, Actinopteri, Siluriformes, Clariidae. Gene Ontology annotation, cellular component: cytoplasm; cytosol. Gene Ontology annotation, biological process: intracellular signal transduction; monoatomic ion homeostasis; positive regulation of sodium ion transmembrane transporter activity. Gene Ontology annotation, molecular function: ATP binding; potassium channel inhibitor activity; chloride channel inhibitor activity. The transcript has 33 exons.